AUGGCGGAAAAGGAGGCACUUGAACAAGUGCGAAAAGUUGCUUACGUGAAUGACUUGCGGAUCCUUGUGGCCUCGGCGGAGGAAGCGGCCGAGUACGAGGAAGUGGAUGUCGACAAAGGAUACAGAAUCCUGCCGGAUAUGAAGUUCAGUAGCGAUAAAGCCUAUCUCUACGUCAUUUCAACCAGGACGGCGUCGAAGGUGAAGGUGGAAAGCUGCUCCUCCUACACAAAUUGCUCCUCCUGUUUGAGGGCCAGGGACCCCUACUGCGGGUGGUGCUCGUUGGAGAAAAGGUGCACAGUCCAGAGCGCUUGUCAGAAGGCCACUUUCUCCUCCCCACGAUGGCUGAGUUUCGGAUCCGGCCAACAGUGCAUAGACUUCGAAAUGAUCCUUCCCGAUCGCCUGCCCAUCGACCACGAUGCCACGGUCCAGCUUACCAUCCGUACCCUGCCGGAGCUGCCCGUGGGCGCGAAGUACCAAUGUGUGUGGGGAACGGCGCCUCCUGAAGAUGCCCUCGUGACUCCCAGCGGCCUUCGGUGCAUGACUCCCCCCCACUCCCACCGCCCUGCCAUAGGUACCCACCGGGACCACGUGCUGGUGCCUCUCGCUGUGAGAUCCAGCGAGACCAAUAAGGACUUCGUCUCCCGGAACUUCGCCUUCUACGACUGCAGCAGGCACAACACCUGCGGCACGUGUGUCAAGAGCGACUGGGCGUGCAACUGGUGCAUUUAUGAGAACACCUGCACGCACAAUACUUCUGCCUGCAGGAGGACUGUCAUCUCUGGGGAAAACAAUCCAGCGCAACUAGCCUCCCACGGCACUGGGUUUUGCCCAAAAUUUUGGUCGGGCCAGAACAAGUUGCUCGCGGCGGAUGGAGCCAAGUCCGAGUUGCACCUCCUGGUCGAGAACCUGCCCUCGCCGAGGGUCGGUCAGUUGGGAUUCCAGUGCGUCGUCAGCAUAGAGGGCGCCACCAUGCUGGUCGGCGCUCGAGUCGUCACCGAGGACGAAGAGUCGGCGGAAGAAAUCGAGGGCGGAGGAAGCGGCAGCCUCUCCACCACCAUCACGAGUCGCUUCUACCACCUGAGGGUUCAGAAGGUCGUGUGCGAACCGACGGUCUAUCGGUACGAGUCCACGGAGGGCGAGUACGAGGCGCGAGUCACGCUCGUCUGGAACAGGGAGCACGUGGUAGACGCUCGACCCCUGACGCUCUACAAGUGUGGAGUCCUGGGUUCCCACAGGGGACACCAGGACUGCUCGUUGUGCGUCACUAGGCACCCGAGGUACAGGUGCACCUGGUGUGGUUCCGCUUGUAUGUACGCCCCUCACUGCCCCAAUAAACCGGCCUUGCCCGCGGUGGCAUCCUCGUCUUCGGCGAGUGCCACACUACCGACGGGGCUGGAUGAAUUGGACGCGGAAAUUGAGGGGAAUGAAGCUCUGCUCGGCCAGUGCCCGACGCCCAGAAUUGAUAUGAUCCAGCCAUUAUCCGGUCCCCUGGAAGGCGGCACCUCAGUCACCAUCGAGGGUAGCAACCUUGGCCUGCGGGAGGAAGACGUACGGAAUAACGUGUUCAUCGGAGACGUGCCCUGCCGCGUGCACGAGUACCACGUCUCCGUGAAGAUCGUUUGCAGGACCGGUCCGGCCCCUGUUCACGGCGGUUCCUCUGGGGCCCAGGAGCUCCACUUUCCAGUGAGCGUCUCCACGCCUGCUGGAACCACCACGUCGAACGUCAAGUUCACUUACACUAACGUGAGCGUUACGGAAGUGUGGCCGAAGAAAGGACCCGUAUCGGGCGGCACUGUCCUCUCCAUCAGCGGGCACUACCUGAACGUCGGCUCCCACGUCUCGGCGUCCCUGGACGGCCUCCCCUGCGUCGUCAACAAGACGCAGUCGUCAUCCCAUCGGCUGGUCUGCAUCACCUCGAGGGCGAGUUCGUUGGUCCACACCAACGGCGAUAAAGAAAGCGGCAACCUGCCACUGACUGUGCACCAGUUGAAAGUGACGGUGGACAGCGCCAGUCGCGUUCUGGAAACACCCUUCACCUAUACCCCUGACCCGAAAGUCUUGGAACUGAAGCCUCUGCGAAGUCCUUGGAGCGGCGGUCGCCUCCUGACGGUGCACGGCACGCAUCUGGACGCCAUCCAGGCACCAAAAAUCACCGUCCUCUUGCACGACCGUAUCCUAAAUUCUUCCGAGUGCCGAGUGCUGGCACCGGGUCAGAUGGAGUGCCCUUCCCCUCCCGUGGAUCGCUACGUGCUGUUCGCAAUUCUGAGGGAGAGGCGGCACGCCAUUCCCCCGGAGUCGCAUGUCGCUAUGGCGGAGGCUAGAACCUCCCACAAAGUGUCCAGGUCCCCUCGACAGAAUUACGGCGAUUCCUACUCACUGGACGUCGGCUUCAUCAUGGACAACGUGCAGACAGUACGGAAUCUGAAGCACGUCUUGCCGUCCUCAGCCCGAGCGUCACUUCUGUACGUGCUCGACCCGACGUACAAGAAAUUCCCCAACAGCAUCAAGCUUUACAAGGGCGACACUCUCGUCAUUGAGGGGGAGAACCUCAACUUGGCCAGCGACGAGUCUGACGUCAACGUAACCAUUGGCACUCAGAAAUGCAAUGUGACCUCUCUGGCGCUGACCCAGCUCGUCUGCACCCCACCUGAGCACCAGCCCCCACCCACGGACGAAUUAGGUCGCUCGACGGAUGUCGACCUUCCCUUGGUGGUUGUCAAAAUGGGGCAGAAUCUUCGGUACCCGAUUGGUCAUCUGAGAUACGAAAUGAUUAAGGAGUAUCAGUUCCCUCCGGAGGCCAUCGGUGGGAUGGCUGCUGGCGGUCUGUUUCUGGUGCUGGUGUCGAUGGUCAUUCUGGUGGUCUAUCGCAGGAAGAGCAAUCAAGCAGAACGUGAAUACAAGAGAAUCCAAAUACAGAUGGAUACCCUGGAGUCCAACGUCCGAUCCGAGUGCAAGCAAGCCUUCGCCGAACUCCAAACGGACAUGACCGAUCUGACGGCGGACUUACAGUCUUCCGGGAUCCCGACCCUGGACCAUAGGAGUUACGUCAUGAAAGUCUUCUUCCCCGGGGUGACGGACCAUCCGAUUCUGAUGGACCCUAAACUACGAAUGAACGGGUGCCGCCCGGCUAUGGAGAGCGCUAUGAUACAGUUCGAGCAGCUACUGACUAAUCGAUACUUCCUCCUAGCACUCAUAGAAACCUUAGAGGCCCAGAAAACGUUCAACAUUCGAGACAAGGUGAACGUGGCAUCACUGCUGGUGGUAGCUAUGGCAGGUCGCAUGGAAUACCUGACGGAGGUUCUUCGCCUUUUGCUCCUCCGUCUGAUCGACAAGAGCGUGGCCACGAAGCAUCCGCAGCUCAUGCUCAGGAGAACGGAGAGCGUCGUCGAGAAAAUGCUCACGAACUGGAUGGCUUUGUGCAUGUACACUUAUCUGAAGGAGCAAGCGGGUCCGUCUCUGUUCCUCCUCUUUAAGGCCAUCAAACACCAGGUGGAGAAAGGGCCCGUAGAUUCCGUCACCCACGAUGCCAGGUACUCCCUAUCGGAGGAGAGACUUCUGCGGGAGCAGAUCAACCACACAUACGUCACUAUCCACUUGGUCCGGGAUGAGCCACAGUACGAGAAGAUUCCUUACUCCAGUCCACAAUCGGUGGCAGUGCUGGGCGAGGAUGGCGAGAAGGCCCAGUGUCGCGUGCUGGAUUGUGACACCAUCACUCAAGUGAAAUCCAAGAUAUUGGAUGCUUUGUACCGUAAUACUCCUUACUCCCUCCGACCGUCCGUCCACGAGGUCGAUUUAGAAUGGCGCCAUGGUCGUAAUGGUCACCUGAUCUUGGCUGACGAAGACAUGACUACAAAACCUGAAGGGAGCGGUUGGCGUAGACUUAAUACCCUGGAGCAUUAUGGUGUCAAAGACUCGGCACUGAUGGCAUUAGUGCCCAGACCCCAUGAUCACCAUACCCUCAAUAAUGCUAAUUGCAGUACGAAGUGCAAUAAUUGUGCCGGUUACGGAACAACUGGUAGUCCAGUUAGCCACUGUGGAGACGUUGAAGCUUCCUCUGUGGAGCCCAACGUGUACCACUUAGUCAAGCUUGUCGACCACGACUCUCCCUGCAGAGGCGCCGAGAGAACCCAUAAAGCCAUCCCCGAAAUUUUCCUCACAAGACUCCUUUCAACAAAAGGCACCGUCCAGAAAUUUGUAGAUGAUUUCUUCAGAACCAUCCUUACCCCUAACGAGACCCUGCCUCCUGCAGUGAAGUGGUUGUUCGACUUCUUCGAUGACUCUGCCAGGAGACAUGGCAUCGUCGACCCCGAAGUGGUACUGGCUUGGAAGUCUAACAGCCUACCAUUACGCUUCUGGGUGAAUUUCAUCAAGAACCCGGACUUCAUUCUAGAUGUCUACAAAAGCCCCACAGUUGAUUCGUGUUUGUCCGUCAUUGCCCAAACCUUCAUGGAUGCUUGCUCAACGACCGAGCACCGCCUUGGAAAGGACUCGCCCUCCAACAAGUUGCUCUUUGCCAAGGAUAUGCCUCAGUAUAAGGCAACUGUAAGGGCAUUUUACCAAGGUAUCCGUGCCAUGCCUCCCGUUACAGACCAGGACAUGGCUGCCUUCCUGCACCACCUAAGUCUUACGCACUUAGGGCAGUUGGAUGCUAAACCGGCUCUCCAAGAACUUUUCCAGUCUUACAUUACUAGAUAUUACGGACAAAUAAUAGAGAAUCUCGAGGUAGAUAUCGAGUGUAGAAGUUUACAUUUAGCACAUAAAUUGGACAAUGUCAUGUGCACCUUAAAUGGAGAACCAACAUCCAUGUGCUGAGACUGAAUGAAACCCCAGGCCGUUUAUAUCGAAUGGUUUCGCCUCGGAAGCUCUCACCACACAUGUGCCAGUUCUCUGUAGUUGCCUUCUGUAUGACUUUAUUCUCAUUGCUGUUAAAUGCCUAGUUCCUAGCCAAAGAAUAGGUGUAUGAUGAGUAGAAAAUAAAAAGAACUAAUGUGGUGGAUUCGUUGUUAUACAUUUCAAAACAAGAAAGAAAAGAUCAUAGCACUGCAUGAGUCCUUCCAGUUAUUGUAUUCAACGACGACUGUUUAUUAUGUGGAAUUGUGUAUAUGUGUUUAAUCAGCUGUACUUAAUCAAAUGUCUGUGAUUUUAAAGCGUAGAGCAUUCCAGUCUUUGCGGGCUCCUUAAGAGCGCCGCACUACGUGCUGGAGUCUUGAUUUUUACUAUUUUGUGCCUAACUCAUGGUGCGGGUGAUUGAACUUACUCUCAGAAUCACAACAGGUGUUUUGAUGGUUGACGCGUGACACCGGAAGUGAUCAGUCGCCCAUGCUUUAGAGGAUAACCGUGGACAAGUUAUACUAGACGAUCUGACUAAGAUUUCACGUGGAGUAUCGAACUUCAUUGUUAAACUGUGAGGAAAUAUAAGAGAUAGAAUUGUUGUCUGCAGUAGUACUAGAUCUGAAAUGUUUUUACUGAACUUGGUUUCCUUCUAUCUGUCCCAAAAAUAAAGCAGCCGGUCAAUCGAUAUAAUGCCUAUUGCUUCAGUUAGGUCGAAUGACAUACAAGUUAGAAGACAGAACAGCACGCACUUUUACUUUUUACUGAAUCAUAGAGACAUUGACUACUAUUAUUAUUUUUAAUAUUACUACUGAUUGUUAUAUCAUUAUGCCAUUUGAGUGUCCAUGAUUUACAGCCUACAAGACUUUUAAUACAAGUUAAACAAAAACUUUCAAUAUAGCCUGUCUUUCAGUGUAUAAUAGUUUUUGCAGAUGGUGUGGAAAAAAAUUAAAAUUAAGAAAUGAGUGGGUCGCUAUUGUUGUUGUGAAAACAACAAGUGAAUUUGGUGCACAAAAUAGUUGACUUCAUAGCAGCAGUUAACCACGGGGAAACAAAAAACACAUUCCAAUGAAAACUACAAACUGUUGAAGCUCGCUUGACUCCAGAGCAGUUGUAAUGUUGUUAUAUAAAUCUUCGGAAAUGUGCUAGAUAUAUAUCAAUGUUACAUGUACGUGUGGUUUUGUAUACAGUGAGAAAGCAAAUCAAACAAAGUUUUAAAUAGCGUAGAAAGAGCUAACCAGCUGUAAACACAAACUUCAAUAACGUGAAGACGCUGUUGUUCCCCGGAAGUGGCAGUUUAUAAAAGAAAGCUGUAACCAUUAUUGCUGCAACUUGGUGCAAAUACAAAAAUGUUCGUCCUGUUUCUUACUCUGUCACACACUGUAUCUCAUUCUGAUGCUACUUCAAAGCUAGUCAUCUUUGUCCACGUAUCGGGCUUAAGGUAUUCCACCAGUUUCACGGAUGCAGAUUCAUUCAUAUAUAUACCUUCAUAUAUAGACAUACGAGUUAAUGAUGCUAAGUCACUGCUAAAAUUAAUCACAUUUAAAGAAUUAAAAAAAAUGUAUCGCAAGAAUUUUUGUUUUCAAAGCUUUGUCCACUUACGUGUGAAAAUCCUUGAAACUGUUGAUGUACUAUAUGCUACACGUUCCAACACUUUUUCACACAUUAGCUAUAUUUUUUAUUUUUGAUCGUAGCCAAGAGUAAAACCAUACCAUUUUUUCAAAUGGCCCGUAGAACAACCCCUCAGCUCAAAGAAACUAUGACCAGUACAUCAUUCAGUGUUUUCCUCCGCAGCUCAGAGCAUUUCUUCUACAUUACUGAAGACGCCUUACAUGAAUAAACCUAGUCAGGAAAGUGUUACAUAGACUACCAGCCCAACCGUGUUAAAGUUAACCCGCCCCUUUCUUCAUUUCUUGUAAGCAUUUCAUUACAAGCGCCGGUUUCUCUGAGCUAAGGGUAUUAUCACAACAAGAUCGUUUUACAUGAAAUUUGCUUUGUACUUCUGUGAAGUGAUUCUUUUUUACCGUUGUCAUUCAUUUGGUUUUCAUUUGUAACUAACUAUACGAAGGGAAUCUUUAUGUCCACAAGGACAACAACAAAAAUUAUUACUUCAAUUUUCGGGAGGUAAAAAUUUCAGUAUUCAAUCAAUAUAGCAUAAUAUAAUUUAUUUUGGUAUAGUUUUCUUUUUAUUUGUCCGAUUUCUAUUCGCGCGAAUUGUUCGGUCAGAAUUCCUACUGAAUUAAAAACUGUUUUAGUGGAUUGUCUAUUGUUUGAUGGAAAAUUUUUAUAUACUUUUAUUUUCCAAUGUUUUGUGAUUAUAAAAUGAAAAUUGCCCAGUGUUCGUUAGUCAAUAGAUUAUUGGGAUAAUCAAAUGCCAAGUGUAUAUUGUGGUGUAUUUUUAUAUAAAUAGUGCAGGUUUGUACAUACUGCUACAUUUUAAGCUAAUAUUAUGCAGAAUAAAUAUCUAA
Messenger RNA from Macrobrachium nipponense, 7298 nucleotides. Its product is annotated as plexin-B-like. The record is from RefSeq and is a predicted model, not a curated record. Gene Ontology annotation, cellular component: plasma membrane; semaphorin receptor complex. Lineage: Eukaryota; Metazoa; Arthropoda; Malacostraca; Decapoda; Palaemonidae. Gene Ontology annotation, molecular function: protein binding; semaphorin receptor activity. The coding region runs from base 1 to 4812 and encodes 1603 amino acids. Gene Ontology annotation, biological process: regulation of cell migration; semaphorin-plexin signaling pathway involved in axon guidance; motor neuron axon guidance. The transcript has 19 exons.